Molecule: messenger RNA, 337 nt
Organism: Spodoptera exigua (beet armyworm)
Lineage: Eukaryota; Metazoa; Arthropoda; Insecta; Lepidoptera; Noctuidae
Source: the annotation of a GenBank genome assembly
UAUAUUUUCAUGUUGCAACACCGCAAGAUGCCAAGAUUUUCAUGCUAUAACCCUAUUGAUAGUUCAAAUAUAAUUGGCUCGAUUCCUUACACCUUGACCUCCGAUUGACAUGUGCUUAAAAUUAUUAACCAAUCUUUGAGCAAAAUGAAAUGAUCUUUAUUGACCUCAUUUUUAUUCAAUUUUAAUGUAACAUGUUCCUACGAGCACUACUGUGAUAAUAUUAUCUUACAUGCACAUUUACAGUUAUUAAAACCACCAAGAAGUAUGUGAGAGGUGGCAUAAUUAAGUAGUAAGAAGUAAGAAUUAUCGGAAUCAAUCAUGAUUACUGAAUGUUUAG